Molecule: messenger RNA, 6156 nt
Organism: Hypanus sabinus (Atlantic stingray)
Lineage: Eukaryota; Metazoa; Chordata; Chondrichthyes; Myliobatiformes; Dasyatidae
Gene: grb10b
Product: growth factor receptor-bound protein 10b
Exons: 18
Coding region: 1809-3599 (596 amino acids)
Biological process (GO): negative regulation of insulin receptor signaling pathway; insulin receptor signaling pathway; negative regulation of Wnt signaling pathway
Molecular function (GO): insulin receptor binding
Source: RefSeq, a predicted model, not a curated record
CUUUUUUUUGAGUAAGAUGAAAAUUAAAGGUUUCAGGAUUAUGCUUUGUUUUCAUUUACAUCAGUAAAAGUGCUUAAUAUCUCAGGUAUUUUUUGGAGAACAGAGUGAAGGCAUUUAUCCAAAUUAACCAAUGAUUAGAACUCUAUUUGUGCACUACCAUAUUAUUUUCCUUACUGCAGACCUUCUUUGAAAACAUUUUACAUUUACUUUAAACAGUGAUCAGAGGUUGUCUGUUAACGGAGCUACUUUCAUUUCUUGUGUAGAAAUCUUCUUGUGUUUUGAAAUAGGUUAUCUGUAAACUUUCAAAAAGUGCAUUCUUCUUAUUGUCAAUCGACAUGAGUGGGACGUUUAUUUGUAAAUGAGUUAAUUGUGUAUUUGAAACAUAGAUGCUUCAAAUGUGUGGAGCAUUAUUUUUUUUACAAAUUAUUGAAAAUAAUACUGGUUACUUGCUUUAAAAAAAUUACAUCCUUCUACAGAAAACAAGUAGGCCCUUUGCUGCUAAACCUGUAAUCGCUUGUGCACAGAUUAACGCAGUUUUAUCGAACAGCAAAACUGAGCCUUGCUUCCCCCCGCCCCCAUCAGAGAUUCUCUCAUAUAAACCCUCGCAGGAGAGAUACCAAACGCCUUAUUAGGAAGUCAAAAAUGUGCUUUAAAAAUCCUUAUCUUUGAAUGCUGAGAACAGUAAGAGGCCGAGAUAAACACAGCAGGAUUAAAGGAGUCCUUUUGGAUCAACGUUUGAAUGUUUGGAGUACUCUAAUAGAAAUACACACAACACGCUUCCAUAAUGAACUUCCUCAAAAAAAGUAUUUAUUAUAAACAAAGUUACCUCGAUCAAUUCAGGUAUACGUGCAUCAAUCCCUGUUUGGUCGUGCAUUGACCUUCACUGUGAAAUCAGUUCGUUUUAUUUCUCAAAAUUUACGCUGCUUUUAUGUUGCUUAUAAAAACAAUGCUUCUUGAGCAUGCACAUUUUAAGCUAUUCUACACAUUUUGAAGAAAGUUUCGUGUAGCCUUUUUUAAUCUUGGAAGAGUAAAUAAAGCACACCUACUUUUGAGAUUGAACCAGCUAAUAAUCUUUUUUUCUGGAUUAAAACUGCACGUCAGAGGAGCAGGCCAUUGCUGGUAGCAAGUAAUUCGUUGGCUGCUGUGGAGAUCUGUUUUACGCGAACUGGAUAGUUGAAAGGUCAUUCUAUGGAGUUAGUUUAGCAAAAAUGUAAGUGUCUGUGAGAAUAAAUUCUGUUAUCCCUCCAAGUAGAAAUUCAAGGGGAAGCAACAAUAAAAUGGUGGAGUAUAUAUAUGAACUCAUUAAAAUGCAUGACCAAUAUUGACUCGGGUUAAACCUUCACACCGGAGUGGAAACUUUAAGUUAGAAUUGCACAGGGAGAUCUCGAAAGGCAGGAUAAAUUUGCGACCAGCCGUUCUUCCUAGCUCGUUCCUUGUAUCGUAACAAUUACUGUUGUCCUGAGAGGCAGCGUCUCAUCAAAGGGACGCCCAUGGUGUUGCCAUUUGCGCGCACAAGUCAACCGGAAAUUUGUGGAGAAUAGGCAAAGUACGGAGCAAAACAAAGUGUGCAACCUUUGAACGGCCAAACGUCAACUCAAGCGUGCUCCUGAAGCAGAGCACAAGACGCGGAAUUUAGUUUCCGCAGUCGUGUGUGUGACCCGGGCAGGCAAUUUACAUAACACCUUUGGCCGCAGAAAUCGAAAAAGGAUGCUUACAACUGCUGAUGCCAAGUUCUCAGAUUGUUCCAAAUACGUCUGUAAGCCGUUGUCUUGUAUCUGCAAAAUUCUUACUUGAAGAGUGAAAUCAUCAUGGCUUUGGCUGGAUGUCCAGAUUCCUUUCUACACCAUCCUUAUUAUCAGGAUGAUGUAGAUCGGACGUCACGCAGAACGAGAGAGGGCAUUGGAGCAAGUUUUCAAGCUUCAUGCAGUCAUCAUUCAACUAAUAAUCAAGAUGAUGAUGUAGACUUGGAGGCUUUGGUGAAUGAUAUGAACUCUUCAUUUGACAGUCUGUAUUCAGUAUGUUGCAAUCAGUCAGAAACUACUCCACUUAUUCAGAAUGGUCAGUCUGCUUGUAAUCAACUGAUGAGUUCAGGAGCAAAUUCACCACAGGCAACAUCACCAAGGCAGAAGCUGCAACGUUCUCAGCCAAUGCACAUUCUGGCAGUUAGAAGACUACAGGAAGAAGAUCAGUUCCGUACAUCAUCAUUGCCUGCUAUCCCAAAUCCAUUUCCAGAACUGUGCAGCCCUGCUAGCUCUCCAGUGUUGACACCUAGUUCCAUGCCUCAGAGUCCACCUACUCAUAAUCAUGUUAUUAAAGUUUUCAGUGAAGAUGGAACAAGCAAAGCAAUUGAACUUCCAUAUGACAUGACUGCCAGAGAUGUCUGCCAGCUGCUGAUAUAUAGAUGCCAUUGUGUUGAUGACAGUAGCUGGACUUUAAUUGAAUAUCACCCACAUCAAAAUCUAGAAAGAUGUUUGGAGGAUCAUGAACUUGUAUUGCACGUACAAUCCACAUGGACAAUGGGAAAUGAAAGCAAAUUUUUAUUCAGAAAAAACUAUGCCAAAUAUGAAUUUUUUAAGCAUCCAGUGAGCUUCUUUCCAGAGCAGAUGGUGUCUGGUUGUCAGGAAGUAAAUGGAAGUAAUCCACAUUCACAGCUCAUCCAGAAUUUCUUGAACUCCAGCAGUUGCCCAGAAAUUCAAGGAUACUUACAUGUGAAGGAAUUGGGGAAAAAGUCUUGGAAGAAACUGUGUGUGUUUUUACGAAGAUCAGGGCUUUAUUUCUCCUCAAAAGGAGCUUCAAAGGAACCAAGACAUCUGCAGCUGUUGGCUGACAUUGAAGAUAAUAAUGUAUUUUCAUUAAUAGCUGGAAAGAAAACAUGCAGUGCACCAACUGACUAUGGUUUCUGUAUAAAGCCCAUAAAAAUGAGAAAUGAAACAAAAGACCUUCGGAUGUUUUGUGCAGAAGAUGAACAGACUAGGACAUAUUGGAUGACAGCCUUUCGGCUCUUCAAGUAUGGUAUUCUUUUAUACCAGAACUUCCGUAUACCUCAACAGAGGAAAGCAUUGCUAUCUCACUUCUCCACACCAACGAGAAGUGUAUCAGAAAAUUCCUUGGUAGCUAUGGACUUCUCUGGUCAGACGGGUCGAAUUAUUGAAGAUCCUGCAGAGGCUCAAAGUGCAGCUAUGGAAGAAGGUCAAACAUGGAGGAAACGUAGUCAACGCAUGAACACAUUGGGUAGUUCAAGUCCUUUACAUCCUCCCAUGCUCAGUCACACUAUUCACAGAACACAACCAUGGUUUCAUGGACGCAUCACUCGUAAAGAAGCUCAUAGUAUUAUCGAAAAGCAUGGCCCUGUGGAUGGGUUGUUUCUUUUGCGGGAUAGUCAGAGUAACCCAAAGACAUUUGUGCUAUCAUUGUACUGUCAGCUGAAGAUCAGACAUUUCCAAAUAUUACCAAGUGAAGAAAAUGGACAGCUUGUUUUCAGUCUUGAUGAUGGAAAUACCAGAUUUACUGAUCUUAUACAACUUGUUGAAUUUUAUCAACUGAAUCGAGGAAUUCUUCCUUGUAAGCUAAAGCAUUACUGUGCCCAGAUUUCUUUAUGAUAAUGAUUUGAAUUAACUAUGACAGGAAAUGCUACCUUAUUCUCUGUAACAAGUUUGAGAUCUUUCGGAGAAAAAAAAAACUGCAUUCUCCAACAAGACUGUGAAAUCAAGUAAAAUCAUGAAUUGAAGACUAACUUGAGGCUGUGCCUGUUCACAAAGUCAUGGUAAUAAUGCAGAAGAUGGUGUGAGUGACUGGGUGUUUUCAAGUUUUAUUAGUCACUUUAUACAUUCUGAUAAUUAUAUUCAAGAUGAACUACUUAAACUGUUUAUUACAGCAAAAAACUUGACUAUAGCACCUGCUUUGGGAUAAUCUUGAUACUGUAUUUGAAUUAAAGAAAAAUGAAUUUAUAUUCUAAAAUGGGCAGAUAAUUUGUCUAUUCAAUUUUUUUAAGUAGUAUUGCUGAAGAGACAUAUGACAUCCUACAGCACUUUUUUUUUUGCUUCCUGAAUGCAAGCUGUUGUGAAUAUUGUCCAGGUGUAGACAUCUUGAAAGAAUAGAGAAUCAUGUAUGUACCUGCUGCUUUUGGAAGAUAACAUAGAGUCAUUUACAAUGUACAUUAUGGGAUAUUCAUUGUCCAAUGACAAGUAAAGAAGGGUCAAAAAGAACUCGGAUUCAGCACAUUUAAUUGCUGAGAGCUAAAUUCUUUAAAUCGGGUUAUGAAGCGAUGGUAGAUAAUGAGUAUAAAAUAAAUGCAGGCAUUACAGAGAUAACAUUGGAUUCAGGAGGAAAACUAGCAGUUGCUAGUGCUAGUAUUUUGAUUUCAAUGUCAAAGGAAAAUGGUUGGUGUAUGAGGGCUGUUCAAUUGCCAAAUGCCAGUUUACUGCUCCAAGGCCCAUACUUCUUAACUAGACAUCGAGAUAAAUGUCAAAUAAUGUAGCAUUACUAUUUGGAUUUUAUCAUAUUCUUUUGAGAAUUUGCAGCACUGCACCAAAUAGCAUUUCUUUUCUGCAAAGGUUUAACAGAUGGUUAAACCAUUAAUGGUAUUGGUUUCAUCGUGGUGUGGUAUUAGGUUGUCCAGCCUUGGUAAUAAAGAUCAUUUGUGAGGUGCAGGUUAGAACUUUUUAGUUAUCAGAUCACCAAUGUAAGCCUUUAUUAUUGCAAUUACAUAAAAGCACUGUAAAUGUUUUCAAGUGUACUGAAUUCAUUUCUAAAUUAGGGACGUUAUAAGAUUAGUAAGUUCAUUUCAGAUGGCAUAGCAUGUAAAGCUACCAAAUUAUUUUACAAAUGCAGUUCUAAUUAAUUAAACAGCUUUUAGGACAGCCCUAUGUUGAAAGAAUGUCGUAGAAGUAGAAUGCUGCAACUUAUGUAUUACAUUUUGGCUCAUAAUUAAUUUUCUUACAACAUCUGUCAAAUUGCAAAGCGAUUUUGUCAUGAGUUUCAGGAUGUUGUGUAUUUUUCCUUUACUAUUUAAGUAAAUAGUGUUCAUUUCUUGUCAUUUUUUUGUCAAAAGUGCCCCUUCAAAUGGUUGCCUAAUGUACUCCAUAGUGUAUGUAUAUACAUGUAUGCUUUUGUAAUCAUUUGCAUAAAUUGCUCUACACAGUCAAUACUGGGGUGAAGGCAGUUCAAUGGAUCCAUAAAAUAUAUUCAAAUAGUUUUGAUAACAGGAUCCUGACAUGUUAUUUGUAAACACCAAGCCAGAAUUUUAAAAUCAGUAUUGCAUCAUUUUUGCAUAUUUAUGAAUGAAAAUUAUAUAUAAAUUUAGAAAGGCAAAAGAUUGUAGGAGCUCUUAUGAUAAUGUGAUGGUUAAUGUUUUGAGCAUUCAAUAGCUAAUCAUUUAGUUUUGUCCAUUAUUUCAGCAGGUAAUAUGCAUAUACUACUAAUUAUUAUAUUAUAUUAAUUAUAAUAUAAUAUAAUCUUAUAUUCUUAUUAUCAGCUUGACUGAGCUCUUCUACUGAAAUUCUGACAGGGUUUCAAUCUGACUGACCCAACAAUCUGGCUGGCUAUCAGUAAAAAACCAGUGACUGAUAUUUUAUUUUUGUAUUUGUGACAUGAAUGUACAGUAAAUGGAGACUCUCAGGGUUGAUGAAGCCUGUUGUUUUUUUUUCUUUGUCUGGGAAGAAAAAAAAUUACAAGAUAACAUAUUGUGUUUGGCUUGAGAAGAAUAUACCAAAUAUGUUUGGUUAUUAACCUACACAUUGAUAUAUUUGUCUACAAUUAACAGCAAACUAAUUUACCCAUCAAAAUGUAAGUAGCUUAUGUGCUUCAAUUUGUAUGGGUCUGUUCCUUAAUAUGUUUCUGCAUGAAGAUAUAAUCAAUCAUUUGACCAAUCAACACUCCUUUCAACUGAUAGAACUUGCUAAUCAUGAAUUAUGUUUCACUUACUACAGAACUGAUGAUUCUGAAAAAGAAUGUGGCAAUCCUUUUUUUUUCAGGGAAUGCUUGAACGUUUUAACUUUUUAAAUGGAAAUCUGCAUUCAUAAUAUGCUUGAUGUAAAUAGCUGAAAGGCUUGUGAACUUAACUGUAACUGUCCAGGUAUUUUUGUAUAAAUAAAGGACUGAUAUAUUCUGUUUAUUGUAAUUAGAAAUAAACAUUAAUGCAAACUUAUUAUUUUGAAA